GAAAGAAGAAAAAGAGCUGGCAAGGAUGAAGGAAUCUAAGGCUAGAAAAGAAGAUGUGGCAUUGAAAGAGAUGACUAUCCCAACAGUUAGAGAAGCACAAGAACAGGCUAUAGCAAGAGCGUUAGAAAAAAGAGAUCAGCUCUAUGAAAUCAGUUGUGCAUUGGCUGUUUUAGCCUCAGCAUCUUCUGUGAGCAGAGAGCGAGAAGAGUUCCUUGGUCUUGUAAAUAAGGAGGUAUUUCCGACAUGCAUCUGGUUCACUUCUUAUACUCUCCAAAAAUCUUGCUCAAUAUAUCAACACAAACAGAUGUUCAUCGACUGUGGCCCAGGACGAUAAGGAAGUGGAUGAGACUGGAGUUGAGCCAGAAGACAUUGAGUUGGUGAUGACACAAGCAAGAGUGUCGAGAUCAAAGGCUGUGAAGGCACUCAAGGCUGCAGAUAGGGACAUUGUAUCUGCUAUAAUGGAGCUAACAACUUAAAUGAAUAUGGUGUGUGUUAGCGAAAUUUGAUGGAUUUUGCACUAGUAAAUGUGUUCUAUGAGAAUUGCGUGUUAUGUCAUAGUCACAAGUUUAUGUUGUUUUGGUAACUUUUUUGUUUUUGCUAUUUUAAUCAUUUUCAUUAGUUGAAUUGCAAUUUUUAGUCACUCUAUUUGUUAAGAUAUCUAUGGGCAACCAA
This is a messenger RNA of Gossypium raimondii (Peruvian cotton), 672 nucleotides long. RefSeq lists its product as uncharacterized. The record is from RefSeq and is a predicted model, not a curated record. The transcript has 4 exons. Bases 26 to 334 code for a protein of 102 amino acids. Lineage: Eukaryota; Viridiplantae; Streptophyta; Magnoliopsida; Malvales; Malvaceae.